Molecule: messenger RNA, 1017 nt
Organism: Staurois parvus
Lineage: Eukaryota; Metazoa; Chordata; Amphibia; Anura; Ranidae
Source: the annotation of a GenBank genome assembly
GUCAGUAAGAAGCUUCUGAACUCUGUGUCUGGCUGUGUUGAUGACGUUCUACUUGGCCUCGCAAGUUGCAAUCCUGAUCUGAAGGUGCUAGAAGGUCAUCGUGUCAUACUACGAGCGGAUCUCAGUAAUAUAAAGGGACGCGUGGCACUUCUGUCUGGGGGAGGCUCUGGGCAUGAACCAGCACAUGCAGGGUACGUCGGUCAGGGAAUGCUCACUGGAGUUGUUGCUGGUCCUGUAUUCACAUCACCCCCAGUUGGAAGCAUUGUAGCUGCAGUCAGGACAGUGGCCCAUGCUGGAGCAGCCGGUGUGCUCCUCUUGGUGAAGAAUUACACAGGUGAUCGCUUGAAUUUUGGGUUGGCUUUAGAGCGUGCACACCGGGAAGGUAUUGAAGUGGAGAUGGUAGUGAUCGCAGAUGACUGUGCUUUCAUCUCCCCAAGCAAGGCUGGAAGGCGGGGCCUGUGUGGAAUUGUCUUGAUUCAUAAGAUUGCUGGAGCUCUGGCUGAAGAAGGAAAAAGUUUGCAAGAAAUUGCUUCAUUUGUCAGACAAGCGGCAACUGGAAUUGGUACCUUGGGUGUCAGUCUAUCUCCAUGCAGUGUGCCAGGAUCAGGACCUACUUUUCAACUUGCGGCAGAUGAGUUUGAAUUGGGAUUAGGUAUACAUGGCGAGGCUGGGGUUCAAAGAUACAAGAUGAAGUCCUGUGAUGAGAUUGUAAGGAUUAUGAUAGAUCAUAUGACCAAUGAAGUAAGCAAAUCAAGAGUAGUUUUGCAGCCAGGUGACUCCAUUAUCAUAAUUGUGAAUAAUUUGGGAGGCUUAUCGUGUCUGGAGUUGCAGAUUGUAGCCAGUACAGUUGUGCACUUACUGGAGAGUCGAGGGCUGCGGAUAGAACGGACAAUGACUGGAUCUUUCAUGACUGCCCUUGAAAUGAGUGGUGUCUCUCUCACCUUAAUGAAGACAACAGCAGAGCUUGUGCGGCUCUUUGGUAAUAACAAGAAUCUGUGUGUAUGUGAUUACUGUUGA